AUGAGUCCAUCACCAUAUCUCGAGCGAUAUCGCCAACUAAGCGCUCUAGAUCAGCAAAAGAACCAACUGAUUGAAGAUCUUUUGGAAAGAGUGAACGAACUGGAAACUUCUUUUGCGCAAGAGAAGCUCGAUCAUGAACGCGAGACACGAUUCAACCGAGAUAUCCAGGUCCAUGAGAUGGAGUUGAUGCAACAGAUAGCACAGAUCAAAACUAUUAUGGACCGUGAACCUUUCGUUGUUGUGCUGCUCGACGGCGAGGGCUUGAUUUUCAAGGAUGAAUUCCUGCAGGCCGGUGAAAAUGGUGGUCGCGAUGCUGCAGAUCAGCUCUAUGGCGCAAUUUACACAUAUCUCAAGUCAAAUCUUCCCAACGUCAACACACCGAAGAUAAUGAUGAAGGUCUACCUGAACGCGAAAGGCUUUGGAGAGCAGUGUGCGCGCAAUGGGCUCUUCUCAGACCCUGCUGCCAUUCACGACUUCAUUCGGGGGUUUAAUGAUACCAUGUUAUGCUCUGAGAUUGUUGACGUUGGGUCUGGGAAGAAUAGUGCGUACAAUAAGAUUCAAGAGCUUUUUCAGGUCUUUCUCUACAACUGCCAUUGCCAUCAGAUCUUCGUCGGAUGUCCCUCAAAUACCAACUAUGCUCUCUUCUUCGAAGAUGUCUCAAGAGACCAUGACCUCACCGGUCGUGUGUCACUCGUGGAGGGCGUCGCAUUUGAAAAGGAGCUGGAAGAAGUGAAAGGACUGUAUCGAAUCGCUACAUUCCCAACUAUUUUUCGAUCUGCCAAGAUGGCACCCGCGAGUGCUGCCACUCCUUGGAAGACCACUUUGCCCGCUCGGUCCGUACUUACGCCGUCGCCAUCGCGACAAUUUUCGAACUUGGUCAACCCCCCGACUCUUUCCCGAACGUCUACCAAUACCAGCACGUCAGGCGUUGCACUGUCAGCCUCAACUCCAACCCAGCAUGACAGUACGUCUGAUUUUCAAAAGGUGGUGCGACUGAAACCAAGUACUUUGGCCAUCCCACCGAAGACGGUAGAGCGCAAUAAAUACGGACAGCGUGUGGAUAGAUUCGACUUCAAGAGCAUCCCUCGCGAGGAUCUUAAUCGGCUGAAGAAGCUCAAGCUGUGCAAUUAUCAUUUCCUGCUCGGUGAAUGCCCAAACGAGGAUUAUUGUUAUCACGACCAUGAUCGCAAAUUGACAAAGCAGGAACUGCACAUUCUCACUGCCAUUGCUCGGAUGACUCCGUGCCGAUUUGGACUCGAGUGUGAUGAUCCAGAGUGCAUUUAUGGCCAUCGGUGCCCUCAAAGUGAGCCUGGAAAGAAGACGUGCUUCCGCGGGGACAAUUGUCGGUUCGAGCCAAUAGCUCACGGCAUUGAUACCAAUAUUGUCAAAGUGACAAAAAUCUGA
Molecule: messenger RNA, 1404 nt
Organism: Penicillium oxalicum
Lineage: Eukaryota; Fungi; Ascomycota; Eurotiomycetes; Eurotiales; Aspergillaceae
Product: CCCH zinc finger protein
Exons: 4
Coding region: 1-1404 (467 amino acids)
Molecular function (GO): metal ion binding
Source: RefSeq, a predicted model, not a curated record